AAAUGGAGAAACUGAUUUGUGUGGAAACAUGGAUUCUAAAAUAUUUCUGAAGUAGAUUUUUUAUAGGAAUCUCAGUUCAAUCAAGAAGUGCAGAGAGCGUUUUAAUUAUGGAGUCCCAUGGCUCAACGCUGUGCCACAACCAGUUUCAGACUGGACAAGAUAGAUCACCUGCUGAAUGGCAAAGGCCUUCGCACUCCCGGAGCAGCAGCACUGCAUCCUCUCGUCAAUCCAGACAGAAUAUAAAAGACUGGGAGAUAAUGGAUGACAUGCAGAAGGAUUUUGAUGCCAGUGGUGAGACCGUGCAGGAUACGAGUCCUCCUGCCAUCUGUGAAGGCUACUUGAUGAAGAGGAGAAAAUGGCAUCUCAAAGGCUGGCACAAGAGAUACUUUGUACUGGAAAAAGGAAUUCUCAAAUAUUCAAAAAACCAAUAUGAUUGUUCUAAAGGGAAAUUAAAUGGGUCAAUUGAUGUCAGUCUGGCAGUGAUGUCUGUAAACAAAAAAGCAAGACGAAUAGACUUGGAUACUGGAGACAGCCUCUAUCACAUUAAGGCAAAGAACCAUGAUCUGUAUUAUAUAUGGGUGACCAAACUAAGUGCCCAUCGGAUGUAUAAGAGGAAUGAAGCAGCACAUGAUCACAACAACCUGCUGCGGGCCCUGUCUCGAAGCAGCAAUGUGCUUCAAGGAAAUAGUGCAAUGCAAAAUGUGUGCCAGAACAUGUCUCAGGACUCAUACUUGGGUGAUACUGCAGCUCAGAGUGAAGACCUGGAUGUGACAGACACUGGUGUCAAUGGGAAAGUGUGUGCUUGGCUGCAGCAGGCCCAGGACCCAGACAGCUGCACUCAGGAACUCAACCGCUGUCAAAUAGAGCUGAACGAUCUAAACCGGUUGGUGCAGAAACUUCACAAUCUGGAAUUAGACAAGGCUGUUAGUAAUGGAGAGCUAAAGAGAAUCAUCAGCAUGCAGAAUCUUUCACUUGAGAGGCCCAAGAAGAAAUCUAGCAGGAUAUGGGGACACACUCAUACACUUGGCAUGCCACUACGUAGGAUUACUAAAUCGUUCUCAUCGUCCCACUUGGGCGCUUCGAUGCCCUCCAUCCCUGAAUAUGUCCACACCCAGCUUGCCCCCUCAGGCUCCUCUAGCUCCCCUGAAAGCAAAAAACUUUACCAGGACAUCUGCACUGUGUCCCAAAGAGUGCAUGGCACUCUGAGGUCUGUGCACGAGGCUCUGUUUCUGGAGCGGCAGAGGAUACAGGACAGCUGGUCCAGCAGCGAGCUUCGCCAGAACACAUCUGCUCAAAUUAACAUAUGCAGUACCCUAACUGAGUUAGACAUGAAGUCCCGGCAAACACAAAUCCACACAAGGUCAGAGUGCUCUGACUCCUCUGAGGAAUCCUAUCACACUGUGACCCUGAGAAAGUCUGAAUCGAUAUGCCGUGGCUCAGUGACCGACUCAGUGGCAGAGUAUUUUGAUGCAUAUUCUGAGAUUUGUGAAAGUUUCUCUGAAGCAUCGGAUGAGUCGGGUCUAAGUGAUGUCUCCAGUAAUUCAGAGCCUGAAAAAGACCAUGUAACAGCGACACUGAAGUACCGUGCCAGCCUUUCCAAAGCAUCAGCAAAACCCAGGUUGAUUUUGGGGAGAUCUGUCCACCGCACAACACUGCCUGCAGUUUGCCCUGAUAACAGUCAUGUAGGCCUUAUGACCAUUCUUUAUAACAACAUUGGGAAAGACCUGUCACGUGUAUCCAUGCCUGCAGCACUGAAUGAGCCUGUAAAUCUACUCCAGAGGCUCUGUGAGGAACUGGAGUAUUCAGAGCUACUGGACACAGCCAACCGUACUGAUGACCCCUACCAGAGAAUGGUGUACAUUGCUGCCUUUGCUAUCUCUGGCUAUUCUUCAGCUCAGUAUCGUAACCGGUAUAAGCCCUUUAACCCAGUUCUGGGAGAGACAUUUGAGUGUGUAAGGGAGGACAGAGGUUUCCGCUUUAUUAGUGAACAGGUUUGUCAUCACCCACCCAUCUCCGCUUGCCAUGCUGUCUCAGACAACUUUUGCUUUUGGCAGGAUCAGAGAUGGAAGAACAAAUUCUGGGGAAAGUCUUUGGAGAUAAUGCCAGCUGGAAUGGUCAAUGUAACCCUAUCAAGGUAUGGAGACCACUAUGAAUGGAAUAAAGUGGUGACUUGCAUUCACAAUGUCCUGAGUCAGCAGCGCUACCUAGAGCACUAUGGGGAGGCAACAAUCCGUAACUUGAACAGCUCUGUCUGUACCUGUAAGAUCACAUUUGUUAAGUCUCGCUAUUGGGGCUCAGAUGCAAAUAAGAACGAGGUUCAAGGGCAGGUACUAGAUGAGAGUGGUAAUAUAGUGCAUCGAUUUGGAGGAUUCUGGCAUGAGGGGAUUUUCUGUGAUACACUACCCAAUCCUCAAUGUAUCUGGAAACCAUACCCUCAGCCUAAAGACCACAUGCUGUACUAUGGAUUCUCCAACUUUGCAAUGGAAAUGAAUGAGCUAAACCCUGAACUUGAACCUCUGCUGCCCCCAACAGAUACACGUCUGCGUCCAGACCAAAGGAUGUUGGAGGAAGGCAGGGUGGAGGAGGUAGACAAAAAGAAAGAUGAGGUGGAGGAAAAACAGAGAGAACGGAGGAAGAUUUUGGCCAAGCGAGGAGAGCCGCAUAUGCCUCGUUUCUUCAGGAAAUCUGUUGAUGCAGCUGGUAAAGAAGUGUGGCUCACUAAUGGAACUUACUGGAAGCUGAGAGAGAAUCCUGGAUUCUCAAACAUGAAAAACUUGGAAUUAUGGUGAAGUCUCAGAGGAGUUUAAGACUUUGGACUAUAAAACUUUCUUACACCUUUCUUGAAGUAUGUGGACUUGAACUCAAAGCAAAUAGUAGAGCAGAGAUGAACUGCCCAGGACAGACUGGGCAAGGAUAAAGCUCUUGACCAAAGACCAAGAUUUUCUCUUGUUCUCUAUUGAAGUAUACAUUACAGGCAUUAUUUAUGGCUGGACACUUAAAUCUAAUUAUUUAGUGGUUAAUCCAUCUGUGUAUCUACCUUCUUCCUUAAAAUGAUUGUUAUCUACAAAGGACAAAAACUUGGGAAGAUCAUUGUGUUGUGUUAGUUCUUUUAAUCAAAACCAUGUGGGUUGUAGAAAAAAAUAAAUCGUAUUUUGAAGCUUCUGCUAAACCA
This is a messenger RNA of Clarias gariepinus (North African catfish), 3172 nucleotides long. RefSeq names its product oxysterol binding protein-like 7 (gene osbpl7). The transcript has 23 exons. Gene Ontology annotation, molecular function: cholesterol binding. The record is from RefSeq and is a predicted model, not a curated record. The coding region runs from base 108 to 2789 and encodes 893 amino acids. NCBI's taxonomy places the organism in Eukaryota, Metazoa, Chordata, Actinopteri, Siluriformes, Clariidae. Gene Ontology annotation, cellular component: intracellular membrane-bounded organelle; perinuclear endoplasmic reticulum; plasma membrane.